This is a messenger RNA of Agrilus planipennis (emerald ash borer), 3125 nucleotides long. It is a transcript of the gene AlaRS, whose product is annotated as alanine--tRNA ligase, cytoplasmic. The record is from RefSeq and is a predicted model, not a curated record. Gene Ontology annotation, molecular function: aminoacyl-tRNA deacylase activity; amino acid binding; ATP binding. NCBI's taxonomy places the organism in Eukaryota, Metazoa, Arthropoda, Insecta, Coleoptera, Buprestidae. The transcript has 7 exons. Gene Ontology annotation, cellular component: mitochondrion; cytoplasm. Gene Ontology annotation, biological process: tRNA modification; alanyl-tRNA aminoacylation. Bases 1 to 2901 code for a protein of 966 amino acids.
AUGAAUACCCAUAUGACUGCUAAAGAAAUACGCAAUGCCUACAUUGACUUUUUUAAAGAAAGAGGUCAUACAUAUGUUCAUUCUUCUUCAACAAUUCCUUUGGAUGACCCCACCUUAUUAUUCACAAAUGCAGGGAUGAAUCAAUUUAAACCAAUUUUUUUGGGAACUGCUGAUCCCAAUAGUGAUUUAUAUAAACUAGUACGUGCUGUUAAUAGUCAAAAAUGCAUAAGAGCAGGUGGUAAACAUAAUGAUUUGGAUGAUGUAGGGAAGGAUGUCUAUCAUCACACAUUUUUUGAAAUGAUGGGGAAUUGGUCAUUUGGGGAUUAUUUUAAAAAAGAGAUAUGCAACUGGGCCUGGGAAUUAUUAACCGAGACAUUAAAAUUGGACCCUGCACGUCUUUAUGUCACCUAUUUUGGAGGAGACUCAUCACAGGCACUUGAGCCUGAUAACGAAUGUAAACAGAUAUGGCUUGACAUUGGUGUGAAACCCGAUCAUGUGAUACCAGGCAAUAUGAAAGACAAUUUCUGGGAGAUGGGCGAAACAGGUCCAUGUGGACCUUGUUCCGAAUUACACUAUGAUAGAAUUGGGGGUCGCUCAGUACCACAAUUAGUUAACCAAGAUGAUCCGGAUGUACUGGAAAUAUGGAAUCUUGUGUUUAUUCAGUUCAAUCGAGAAAGUGAUGGGUCAUUGAAACACCUUCCAAAGAAGCAUGUCGAUUGUGGCUUAGGAUUAGAAAGACUCGUGUCUGUACUCCAAAAUAAGAGAUCUAAUUACGACACUGAUUUAUUUGUACCUAUAUUCGAGGCUAUUCGGAGAAAUACUGGAGCUCCUCAAUAUCAAGGAAGAGUUGGUGAAGAUGAUGUUGAUGGCACUGAUAUGGCUUAUCGAGUUCUUGCUGAUCAUGCUCGUACUUUAACGAUUGCUCUAUCAGACGGAGGUACACCGGACAACACCGGUCGGGGCUAUGUUUUACGCAGGAUUUUAAGAAGAGCCGUACGCUACGGUACAGAAAAAUUGAACGCAAAACCAGGAGUCUUUGCUUCUCUGGUUCCUGUAGUUUGCGAUAUUCUCGGAGACACUUUUCCAGAAAUACAGAAAGACCCUCAAAGCGUUAUGGACAUUAUUAAUGAAGAAGAAGAACAAUUCUUAAAAACUCUGUCAAGGGGUCGUAACUUACUUAAUCGCACCAUCACAAAAAUUGGAGAAAAUUCGAAGUGUUUACCUGGAACAGUAGCAUGGAGACUGUAUGAUACUUAUGGAUUUCCAGUUGAUUUAACGUUAUUGAUGGUAGAAGAAAAAGGUCUGAGCGUUGAUAUGGAUGAAUAUGAAGAGGCAAAGAAGCAAGCUCAAAUUAUCUCACAGAACAAAGCUGGUGGAGUAGAAGACACCGUAAAUUUAGACGUUUACGCUAUUAACGAAUUGCAAAGUCAAAAAUUACCUCCUACCGAUGAUCAAGCUAAAUACAAUUAUCAUUCCAACGGUGAUAUCAACAGCGAGUACAAAUUUCAAUCAUGUACUGCAACCGUUGUAGCUUUACGACACUCCAAACAGUUUGUCGACAAAAUAUCGAGCGGUCAAGAGAGUGGAAUUAUUCUUGAUAAAACGUCGUUUUAUGCCGAACAAGGAGGACAAAUUUAUGAUACAGGAUUUAUAGUUAAAGCAGGGGAUGACAGUGUGGAGUUCGCAGUAAAAAAUGUUCAGGUUCGAGGUGGUUAUGUGAUUCAUAUAGGAACAGUCGAAGGGGUGCUUUGUAAAGGAGAUAAAGUAGAAUUAUAUGUAGACACUUCUAGAAGACGCCUAAUAAUGAAUAAUCAUACUGGAACACAUAUUUUAAACUAUGCUCUUCGUGCCGUCCUCCAAACCGAAACAGAUCAAAAGGGUUCAUUGGUUGCCCCUGAUCGUCUGAGAUUCGACUUUAGUAAUAAAGGUGCAUUAACUACGGAACAAGUAAAAAAUGUUGAAUUAAGAUCAAAAGAGCUGAUUGAUAAAAAUGGAAGAGUUUAUGCAAAAGAAAGCAGUUUGGCAGUGGCUAAAACGAUCAAUGGUUUAAGAGCUGUUUUUGACGAGACUUAUCCCGAUCCUGUGCGAGUCGUGAGUAUUGGAGUGCCGGUGGAAGACUUGGAAAAUGAUCCUUUUGGACCAGCGGGUAUGCAUACUUCGGUGGAAUUUUGUGGAGGAACUCACUUGCAUUAUGCUGGACAUGUUGGAGAUUUCAUCAUUGCUAGUGAAGAUGCCAUAGCAAAGGGAAUUAGAAGAAUAGUUGCUUUGACUGGACCUGAAGCCACGAAGGCUUUAAAGAAAACGGAACUUUUAGAAAAUUGCCUCAACGAAUUAAAAUCUGCUAUAGACUCGGAUAAUACGUCUAAUGAUACAAAAAAAUACGUUAAAAAAAUCGUUGAAUUGACCAACGAAAUUUCUCAAGCCGUAAUUCCCUACUGGAAAAAAGAUGAGCUUAGGAAUGUUUUAAAAGGUCUUAAAAAGAAUCUUGACGAUAAAGAACGUGCUGACAAAGCUGCCAUUGCCAAUCAAGUUAUCGAAGACGCGAAGAAAAUUAUUACGGAAAAUAAAGCUCUCGUUUUAGUGGAAGUAUUGAAGGCUUAUUCGAACACAAAGGCCUUGGAUUCUGCUCUUAAACAAGUGAAAACAUUAACUCCGAACACAGCCGCAAUGUUCUUUAGUGUUGAUAAUGAUGCUGGUAAGAUAUUCUGCUUAUCAAACGUACCGAAAGAAGCUGUGGACAAAGGUUUAAAGGCAAAUGAAUGGGUGUCUCAAAUCACGCAACUUAUUAAAGGAAAAGGCGGUGGGAAGGCAGAAUCUGCACAAGCUUCCGGUACCAAUCCUGCUGCUCUGAAUGAAGCACUUCAAUUAGCUAGGAAAUUCGCUUUAACGAAAUUAUCCUAGCAAAAUUGAGAUAUUUAAUUAUAAAUUAAAUCGUAUUUAUUGUUUCAUUUUUAAUAAAAAAAUACUACCAAUAACAUACUGUCAAUUUAUUAUCAACCUAAUGAAUAGCAACAGCGACUUCGUCGCUAUAUUUUUGCUGUUAAAAAUAUGGCCGAAACGUUGUAACUGUACAUUAGGUUGUUAAUAAAUUGACAACAUGCCAUUAAUAGUAUUUUCUAUUGAGA